Molecule: messenger RNA, 3050 nt
Organism: Zea mays
Lineage: Eukaryota; Viridiplantae; Streptophyta; Magnoliopsida; Poales; Poaceae
Product: sigma factor protein
Exons: 7
Coding region: 1170-2876 (568 amino acids)
Biological process (GO): regulation of DNA-templated transcription; DNA-templated transcription initiation
Molecular function (GO): DNA-binding transcription factor activity
Source: RefSeq, a predicted model, not a curated record
UCCAACUAACCAACUUCAUAAAAAAGUGUGGAUUUCUAAAAAAGAUAAAAAUAAAAAACCGUCUCUUCUCCGGCCCGCCUCCUCUGAAACCCUAAAAAACCCAAUCUAUUUGUUUCCGCCGCCGUGUCUGUCUCGGCCCAGGCAAGCCACCGCAUGCACCGCCGUCGCUCACACCGUUCCAGCGCCUCGUACCCUCACUGACGUAGUGCGCGCUGCUCCGCCAACGCCCCCAGCGACCCAAACAGACUCCGACCCGCGCCGUCCGUUCCGUGUCCGGCCUCGCCGCCGAUUCUCUCGGAGCUCCUGCCCUGCCGUGCGGGAGCACUUCUUCGAACAGAUGGAGGCUCGCCGCGCGAGGCCGAGCAACCAGACGCACUCCAGCUGUUGGACGAAUCCCUCCUCCUCCACGCCAGGCCCUGCGUCGCCUGAAUUCCUCACUACGGUCCGCGGAGCAGCAUUUUGCGGCCGUGGCUUCGCCUCCGCCACAGCAAGGUUGUCGUCAUACUCCUUUUUAUGUGUGAAGAAGGAGAGGAGGUGCUUAUCGUAGUCAGUGACAGUGGUGGAUCCAGCAGCUCUUGUGGAAAGCGGCGGAGGGGAGUUGACAGUAACAACAGCAACAACCGCGGAAGGGGGUGUGAUGCUUGCUUGCAGAUGUUGCUGUUAUCGCCUUGGGGGUGAUUAUUCUGUCCUGUGCUCUAAUGAUGCUCGGAAUGAUGAUGGAACUCCCCGUCAGUGCGCCUGGUUAAUCACAAGUAAAUUCAUCUCUUUUAAUUUGUUCUCUCUCUUCUCCGAUUCCCUUUGCACUUUUCUUUUCUGCGGAGAGAGACGAGGAGGAAUCUGAAUGUGUGGGCGAGUGUUGAAAGAGGACGAAAAUAAAUAUCUGACGAGCAGAGGAAUGCUCGUAUAUAUAUGAUGCUUGUAGAAAAAGAUCCCGGUGCAGCAACUCGCUUUCGGCCCCGAUCGUCUUUUCCCCUGCUGCCAAGGUCCAACCAAACACGAUCGGAGGAUAGGGCUCCCCUCCCGGCUUUUCUAUCCCUCCCUCUCCUCUGCUCCUGUGCUAUCCUCCGUUCAUCACUCCCCCAGGAUCCCCUGCAGCUACCAUUGCUACAACACGGGUACAGUACAGGUGAGGAGGGAGAAAACAAACGAACGAAAUAAAGAGAGUACGCAUGGGUUUGCAGAUGAUCCAUGGCAGGCCCUGCGCCUUGUGCUGCCCGUCCUCCUCCUCCUCGUCCUCCGCCUUGUGGAUGAGGAUGCAGGCCCAGCUGCCCCCAAAGCAGUCUCACCAUCCAUUGAACGGAGGAAGGGCAAUCUCCUCUGAAUCCCUCGCGGCACUGGCAUGGCAUUUCCUGCUAAGGCGUCGCAGCAGGGACGGUGCCACAGCUCUCGCAUCUUCAUCCGGGGUGCUUCAAAUCGCAGAGGACAAAUCAUCUGCGGCCAACUUGACAAAGCACAAGGUGAGUGCAGAAAGGAAGCUCCUCAACGACGCUCUUGACAGAACUGGUGUGCGAUAUGAGACUGAGAGCUGGAUGGAUGAAGAGACAUCGUCCUGGAUGGACAGGGAUCUCACGGACAGCGAUUUGCGGUACCGCUUGCUAAUGCAGAACCUCGAGGAACUGGAGACCAGCUUGGUUGGUAAAGACCUGGAGAUGGACAUCCUUGAGCAGCUUGGGGCUCUGGGAUCGUUCAACGCUUCUGUGGCCAGGGGUGUCUCGGCGUUACAUGGUCGACCAGAUGGCUCUCUGCUUGAUGAUCCGGAGCCGGAGACGACUCCUCUGGAUGCGGGGCAAGAAGACAGCCAAGUGGUCGUCGUCCGGAGUGGCAAGAGCCAGGAGAGGAAGCUGAGAAGGAUGAGAGCAUCAUCAGAUGAGAAAGGAUCCAGGACCUCGGUGAAGGUGAACCCACCACGAAGACCCAAGAAAUCCCGUAAGGCGAGUAGCAGCCAGUUUAUAUCCGAGUGGAAAAGUCACCCAGGCCAAAGGAGGAUCAUUGUGCGUGAGCAAUCAGCACUGCUGUCCACCAUCAAGGAAUGUGCAGGUCUUGAGAAGAUAAGGGAGAAGAUGGUGAAGGAAGGGCAGGAGGUGAGCUACCACAGGUGGGCGGAGGCAGCUGGGGUGGACGAGGCAGAGCUGGUGAGCAGGCUGCAGGCAGGUUACUGCUGCCGGGACAGGCUACUGGUGACCACCGAGUGGCUGGUCAGGUGCAUCGCGAGAACAUACACCGGCAUGGGGACGGCCUUGGACGAUCUGCUUCAGGCUGGGAAGAUGGGCGUUCUUGACGGCGCCGAGAAGUUCGACAGCCGGAAGGGGUGCAGGUUCUCCACGUACGUCAAGUACUGGAUCAGGAAAGGGAUGCUCGCUCUGCUGGCUGAAAACUCAGGAGUCACCCUGCUGCCUGCAAGAAUGGAGAGCAUCAUGCGCAAGGUGAAGGAGGCGCGGCGUGGGAUCCGGUACAGGCAGGGCAGGAACCCGUCGGACUCAGAGGUUGCCGCCGCCGUGGGCGUGUCGGUAGCCAACGUGAGGCUGGCGCGCAAGUGCUCUCGCAGGGCCGUCUCGCUCUACUCGGAGGUCGCGAUCGGACAGGACGUCAAGUUCGCGGAGGUGAUCCCGGACGAGUCGGCGUCUCCGGACGAGGCGGCGCUGUUCCGGGGCCAGCUGAGGGAGCGGCUGCUGCUGGUGCUGGGCAGGCUGCCCGCGCGGGAAGGACGCGUGCUGCGGCUGCGGCACGGGCUGGAGGACGGGCGGUGCAGGUCGCUGGAGGAGAUCGGCGGCAUCUACGGCGUCUCCAAGGAGUGGAUCAGGAAGAUCGAGAAGUCGGCCAUGGCCAGGCUCCGGGACGACGACGCCGUGCGCCGCGACCUCCACGACUUCGUCUAGUCUGUCUGCAGUGCACUAGAACAAUUUGUUAGCUGGUAGGGAACGAUGUCAUGUACGUAGUACCAUACUAUCUAUCAGCAGACUGAAAUUGAAGCUGCUAUUCACACGAAAUAUACAAUGAUAGAGAUUUGUGAUUCAUGACGGUUAUAAUGUCAUGCUUGCUUUCAUGUUUCA